UCUUAUUCUUCGUCUCCGUCACGCACACGCUGGUUUGACAAGAAAAAAAAAAGGGGUAUCCUUGAAGAAAACCCGAUUCUCUCUCGCUGGCUUUUGUUGUCCUUCGUCAAAAUCUUCACAAGUGUUCGCGUAAUGCCCUUCCCAUCAAUUCACUUCUUCUGAAUCACAGUUUCCAUCAGCAUUGUGACAUGGCGGGUGAGGGUGGGAAAAGCUUUGCUAGGAGGGAUCGUCUCCUACAAAUUGAGCAUGAUGUUCGAAAGUGGUGGGACGAAGAAGAUGUUUUCCGGGCUGAAUCAUGUGAAAAGCCCCCUGAACCGGGUGAGAAGUUCUUUGGCAACUUCCCUUAUCCUUACAUGAAUGGGUAUUUGCAUCUUGGACACGCUUUCUCACUUUCAAAGCUGGAAUUCGCUGCUGCUUAUCAUAGGCUGAGAGGUGCCAAUGUGCUAUGUCCGUUUGCUUUCCAUUGCACCGGCAUGCCCAUUAAGGCCUCAGCUGAUAAGCUUGCGCGGGAAAUUCAACAAUUUGGGGAUCCACCAAAUUUUCCCCAUGAAUCGGAGGAGGAAAUAGACACUGUACAAGAAGCUGAGGAAGCAAAUGCAGGUGCACCACCAGAUAAGUUCAAGGGCAAGAAGUCCAAGGCUGCGUCAAAAUCUGGUGGUCAGAAAUUCCAGUGGGAGAUCAUGCGUAGUUUUGGCCUCUCUGAUAAUGAGAUAUCCAAAUUCCAAAAUCCAUAUAAUUGGUUGACCUAUUUUCCUCCAUUGGCAAAGGAAGACCUUAUAGCUUUUGGCUUGGGUUGUGAUUGGAGACGCUCCUUUAUCACUACAGAUAUGAACCCGUUUUAUGAUUCCUUUGUGAGAUGGCAGAUGAGGAAGUUGAAAUCCUUGGGGAAGAUUGUGAAAGAUGUCAGAUACACAAUAUUUUCUCCUCUAGAUGGCCAGCCAUGUGCAGAUCAUGAUAGGGCAAGUGGUGAAGGAGUUCAGCCUCAAGAGUACACUAUCAUCAAGAUGGAGUUGGUAUCACCUUUUCCCCCAAAACUAGGAGUGCUGGAGGGGAGAAGAGUUUUCUUGGCAGCUGCGACUUUGAGGCCAGAGACCAUGUAUGGGCAAACAAAUGCAUGGGUAUUGCCUGACGGGAAGUAUGGAGCCUAUGAAAUUAAUGACACUGAUGUCUUUAUUCUCACACAAAGAGCUGCCCUUAACCUUGCCUAUCAGAAGUACUCUAGAAUCCCAGAGAAACCUACAUGCUUGGUUGAGCUGACUGGUUAUGAUUUGAUUGGCCUCCCAUUAAGGUCCCCUCUUUCAUUCAAUGAGAUCAUAUAUGCUCUUCCCAUGCUGACCAUCUUAACAGACAAAGGUACUGGUAUUGUCACUAGUGUGCCUAGUGAUGCACCUGAUGAUUACAUGGCCUUGCAUGAUUUAAAAUCAAAACCAGCUCUUAGGGCAAAGUAUGGUGUGAAGGAUGAAUGGGUAUUGCCCUUUGAAAUUAUUCCCAUCAUCAACAUUCCAGAAUUUGGAGACAGGGCUGCAGAAAAGGUAUGCAUGGACUUGAAAAUCAAAAGCCAGAAUGAGAAGGAGAAGCUUGCUGAUGCCAAGAAGUUGACAUACUUGAAAGGAUUUACUGAGGGAACAAUGCUUGUUGGUGAAUUUACAGGGAGGAAAGUCCAGGAAGCAAAGGCAUUCAUCAGGAGUAAGCUCUUAGAGAUGGGCCUUGCAAUUAUGUAUAGUGAACCUGAGAAGCGGGUGGUAUCAAGGUCUGGCGAUGAUUGUGUUGUGGCACUUACAGAUCAAUGGUAUCUCACAUAUGGGGAAGAAGAAUGGAGGAAGUUGGCUGAGGAGUGCCUGUCCAACAUGAAUCUUUAUUCUGAAGAGACCCGACAUGGCUUUGAGCACACUCUGAGCUGGCUGAAUCAGUGGGCUUGUUCACGAUCGUUUGGGCUUGGGACUCGCAUUCCCUGGGAUGAACAAUUUCUUGUUGAGUCAUUGUCUGAUUCCACCAUUUACAUGGCUUAUUACACUGUUGCCCACCUGUUACAGAAUGGGGACAUAUAUGGAUCCAGCAGAUCUUCUAUAAAGCCUGAACAAUUGACUGAUGAGGUUUGGGAUUUUAUUUUCUGUGGUGGCGCAUACCCGAAAUCCUCUGAUAUCUCUUCAUCGAUACUUAAUAAGAUGAAGCAGGAGUUUGAAUACUGGUACCCAUUUGAUCUUCGAGUGUCUGGUAAGGAUCUCAUCCAGAAUCAUCUGACCUUCUCCAUCUACAACCACACAGCAAUCAUGUCCAAGAAGCACUGGCCUCGUGGGUUUAGAUGCAACGGGCACAUCAUGCUCAAUUCUGAAAAGAUGUCCAAGUCUACAGGGAAUUUCAGGACAUUGCGCCAAGCAAUUGAGGAAUUUUCUGCUGAUGCCACACGAUUUUCAUUGGCUGAUGCUGGUGAUGGUGUUGACGAUGCAAAUUUUGUAUUUGAGACUGCAAAUGCUGCCAUCCUACGACUCACCAAAGAAAUCUCAUGGAUGGAAGAAGUUCUGGCAGCAGAGUCUUCUUUGAGGACAGGCCCCCCGUCUACUUAUGCUGAUCGGGUGUUUGCAAAUGAUAUAAACAUUGCUGUCAAAAUGACCGAGCAGAAUUACCGGGACUACAUGUUUCGAGAAGCUCUGAAGACUGGCUUUUAUGAUCUUCAAGCUGCAAGGGAUGAGUACAGGUUCUCAUGUGGUGCUGGGGGCAUGAACCGUGAUUUGGUGUGGCAUUUUAUGGAUGUGCAGACUCGGCUUAUCACUCCAAUCUGUCCUCACUAUGGAGAGUAUGUUUGGAGGAUCCUUUUGAACAAGAAUGGGUUUGUUGUGAAGGCUGGAUGGCCUGUAGCUGAUUCUCCAGAUCUAACCCUCAAGAUUGCCAACAAGUAUCUCCAAGACUCAAUUGUUUUGAUGAGGAAACUGCUUCAGAAACAAAUAUUAGGUUCAAAGAAAGCCAAUAAGAAGGGCGCUCCAGUCACUACACUGAGUGAAGACAACAGGCUAGCAGGUUUGAUAUAUGUGAAUGAGCAAUUUGACGGAUGGAAAGCAGAAUGCUUGAGGAUAUUGCAAAGUAAGUUUGACAGUAAGACUCACACUUUUGCUCCAGAUGGGGAGAUAAUGGAGGCAUUGAAGAAUAGUUCUAUUGGUCAGGCUGCAAAUUUCAAGCAAACCCAAAAGUUGUGUAUGCCUUUCUUGAGGUUCAAGAAGGAUGAGGCAGUCACUCUAGGGGCUCAGGCUUUGGAAUUGAGGCUACCAUUUGGAGAGAUUGAGGUCCUUCAAGAGAACUUGGACUUGAUUAGGAGACAAAUUGGUCUUGAAGAGGUGGAGAUUUUGUCUGCAACUGACCCCGAUGCUCUUGCUAAAGCUGGUACCCUUGUUUCACUGCUAAAUCAGAAUCCUCCAUCCCCUGGAAAUCCAACUGCCAUCUUCUUGACUAGGUCAUAGGAAAUGGCUGGUAUUAAGGGAGCAAAUAGUAGUGAUUUACUUGACCUGGAAACUGAUGAUCUUGCUGUACAUGUUGUUUGGGAGAAACUCAAAUGACUACACUGAACAGAAGACCUUUACAAGAUGCCAUGGUAUAUGUGGUUCGUGAACUUUUCUUACUGUUGUUCUAAUAGGGAACAGGCCAUUUUGACAUUAUUAUUUUGUUAUCUAGAUGAAAUGGAUUUGAUUUGGGGUGUGCAACACUUGGUUUUUGUUAAACUUCUGCCUUGUGUUGUUUAAUUUUAUAUUUAAUUUCAUCUGUUGUUAUUGACUGUAGUAGCACUUUUUAAGGUUCUGGAGGGGAGAGGAUGGAACGGGACCAUCUGGAUUUACAUUAAGGAGAGCCAUUUUAAUUUU
Quercus robur (English oak) is the source of this 3848-nucleotide messenger RNA. Its product is annotated as leucine--tRNA ligase, cytoplasmic. The coding region runs from base 189 to 3452 and encodes 1087 amino acids. Gene Ontology annotation, biological process: leucyl-tRNA aminoacylation. The record is from RefSeq and is a predicted model, not a curated record. Gene Ontology annotation, molecular function: leucine-tRNA ligase activity; ATP binding; aminoacyl-tRNA deacylase activity. The transcript has 3 exons. Lineage: Eukaryota; Viridiplantae; Streptophyta; Magnoliopsida; Fagales; Fagaceae.